CCUGAGAUCUGGAACCAGUCUCCAUGCUGAUCUGUUCUCAUGGCUUGACAGAACGCAACCUGUAGUCCAAGCCGAUGAACCUUUCUCCGACUACAGAUCGACCAACAAGAAAAAACGACGGACUGGACCGUCUGUUCACCACUUGUCGGUCAUGAGUCAAGCUCUUGUCUAGACUAGGUCCCAAAGGACCCCUCGUCGCCAGGCUCGAAGACGGCCACUGACGACGCUUCUGGAGUAACUCGAGCUCAAGACUCGCACAUUACAUCCUGCGCGUAUACUCAGUGUCUCGCGGAAGGCAUAGGAUGUUGCACACCAUGAACAUCACCAUUGGAUACUAUGAUAAGAAUGGCAAGUCAGCAGGUAGUAAAUGGACGUCAAAGCAUCCAGGUGACUCCUUGAAGGAUCGAUACUUCCGUUCCACAUUCCACGCCACCACGCAAGAUGGCGACUACAUGAGCUUUACAUUCAACGGGAGCGCAGUCUAUGUCUACGGUGCAAAGCGCUCCAAUCAUGGAUCGUAUUCCGCCACGAUCGACGGUCAGACGGGAGGAGGCCUUUUGUUCGGUUACGCCGCCAAGCCAGAGAUCUUUCAAGCGCCGUUGUUCUUCACUGAGAAUCUGAAUCCUGCGAAAACGCACACCGUAGUUCUGACCAAUCUGGCUGAUCAGACGAACCCGGCGCCAACAGCUGAAAACCCUUACUUCCUGGAUAUAGACUACGUCGUCAUCACACAGCCAGUUCCCUCGGACAAGAUUUACACCACGACUUACGAUGACUUCUCUCCAUCCUUCACGUACAGUCAAUUCCAACCUGUUCCAAAUUUCGGGAAUGGGUAUUAUAACAGUACGAGUCAUUUGACAUUCAACACGUCGGCAUCGCUAGCUUUUGCCUUCAAUGGAACCUCUGUUCAGAUAUUCGGAGGUCUCAAUGUUGAUCAUGGGAAUUAUACCAUCGUGCUCGAUGGAGGAUUGACUCAGGUCUUCAAUGGGUCUUCGCCAGAUCUCUGGAGUCAACAGUCUCUGUUCCUCGCUACAAAUUUGACCGAAGGAGAACACUUCAUCACCUUGACCAAUCUCGGUGGCACUGCGGGCAAUGCUUUUGAUUUCGACUACGCGGUGGUCAACUCGACUGUGUCCCCCGAUCUCGCCGGUAACAAUGCAACCAACACAACGACCGAUUCAUCCGAUACCGUUCCCAGCUCUGAGGACCACUCGAAAGGCUCUAACUUUCCUACGGGUAUCGUCAUUGGUGUCGUGACGGCGGUGCUGGUCAUCGCCCUGGUCUCGGCACUCAUCCUCCUCUUUUGCAUCAAGAGGAAAAAGAGGCAGUAUCGGAAGACGGGGACAUCUGAGCCGAGGAUGGACUUGAAUGGCGAUGCGUAUGAUCCGCACCACAGUCAUCAAUUUGAUGGGCGAGAAGUCGCGCCAUUUCAGACGAGGACCUCAUCGCACCAUGCAAGGAACCCAUUGGAUUCCUUGUUGAAUCCUAACAAUGGCGACUCCAGAGGACCAGCCGGAGUAUCAGAGAUGGGUUACGCGAGUAGCGAGCUUCGAUCAGCUACUUUCCUUCAGCCUGGACACGCUGUUGGCUUCUUCAAUGCCCCUCCGCCACCUCCUUCCAAUGCCACUUCAUACCCUCUCAAUGAGCCUGACGCAAGCAUGUCAUUACCAUCUGUCAGAGAGUUCCAAAUGGAGUCGCCCCGUCAACUGCCACCAGGAGCUACUGGAGGCGCUUAUGUCGCAUCGUCUGCUGAGGACAUAGAUCAAGAUACACCCGGUUCUGAAAAGGAAGACAACCUGCCUGUUCUCCCUCUCGUCUCUACCUUAUCAAACCACCGAUCUCCACCUUCGCAGAGUCUCAAAUCGGCGGGCCUGGCCUCUUCCUUCACAGCUCGCCCUGGCGCCCAUUUUGGAGCAGGGAGCACCAUCUCGGCUGUGACAUCAGCACGUAUAUAUGUUCCUGGUCGAGAGGUGGAUCAUGGUCCCAUACCUCAAGAUGACGAGGACGAGGACGAGCAGACAGAAUUCGCGCAGACUCUGCCACCAAACUAUCAGCAAGCUACACAGCCACAGGCUGGUCAAUCUCCGACUCCGACAGAACGUUAG
Molecule: messenger RNA, 2105 nt
Organism: Kockovaella imperatae
Lineage: Eukaryota; Fungi; Basidiomycota; Tremellomycetes; Tremellales; Cuniculitremaceae
Exons: 10
Coding region: 303-2105 (600 amino acids)
Source: RefSeq, a predicted model, not a curated record